CUUUCUUAAUUAUAAUCUCUCUAACUCUCUCAUCACCAAGAUCUCCAAAGAAGAAGAAGACAAUUGAUCGAGGGUUUCAUACUUUAAUGGAAGUCGGUCUGAAUCUCAAGGAUACUGAGCUUUGCCUAGGCUUGCCCGGUGGUGAAACUGCGAAAACCUCGGGGAAAAGAGGGUUCUUGGAGACUGUUGAUCUACAACUCAACAUUCAAAACAAUGAAUCUACACCGUUAGAUCUGAAGGAGAAGAUGAGUAGGUCAACUCCUUUGGUUGAGAAAGACCUAUCUAGUUCCAAAGAUCUUGAAAAACCACCAGCAAAGACACAAGUGGUGGGAUGGCCACCAGUUAGAUCGUAUCGUAAGAACGCGAUGUCUCAGAAGAGCACCAAUAACGACGUGAUGGCGGAGAAGGGAAGUAAUAGUACCGGAGCAAGCUUUGUUAAGGUCAGCAUGGAUGGGGCGCCCUACCUUCGAAAAGUCGAUUUGAAGAUGUACACAAGUUACAAGGAACUCUCUGAUGCCCUAGCCAAGAUGUUCAGCUCCUUCACCAUGGACAAUUAUGGGAGCCAAGGAAUGAUUGAUUUCAUGAAUGAGAGCAAGUUAAUGGAUCUUCUCAAUAGCUCUGAGUAUGUGCCAACAUAUGAAGAUAAAGAUGGUGAUUGGAUGCUUGUAGGAGAUGUCCCAUGGGAGAUGUUUGUAGGUUCAUGCAAACGUUUGCGUAUAAUGAAGGGAUCGGAAGCUAUUGGACUUGCACCAAGAGCUAUGGAGAAAUGCAAGAACAGGAUCUGAGGCACUAAACCAGGAUGCAUGCAUAUGCUUAAUUGGGUGAAGUAAAUUAGCUAGUGUUUGUUUGUGCUUGUACUUCUUCGACUCUUUCAUAGUAUAUAGAUAUCGAAAGAGGCAUCUCGAAAAAAAAAAACUUAUAUAUUGCCUUAUAAAGGUUUGUUUAAUGUUACUAAUGCCCUUUUUUUAAUUUUGUUUUUUGGUAUUGUCUAUCAAAUUGUUAAGUAUUUGAUCAGUCUUUGCUGUCACAGUUAAUGCUUUUGUGAGUGUUUUUCUUUAUUUGAAAUGAUCCACUAAUAAGGGUUGUUGUCCUA
This is a messenger RNA of Impatiens glandulifera, 1093 nucleotides long. Its product is annotated as auxin-responsive protein IAA7-like. Gene Ontology annotation, cellular component: nucleus. The record is from RefSeq and is a predicted model, not a curated record. Gene Ontology annotation, molecular function: protein binding. Lineage: Eukaryota; Viridiplantae; Streptophyta; Magnoliopsida; Ericales; Balsaminaceae. The coding region runs from base 87 to 785 and encodes 232 amino acids. Gene Ontology annotation, biological process: regulation of DNA-templated transcription. The transcript is spliced from 5 exons.